AUGCCCGCACGCACAGUCUCUGAUUUAGAAGUUCUUCCACAAGCUAUAGCCAGAAUAUUUGACCAAGCACAGUCUACCGCAGCAAACCACCAGAAGAACUUCGUCGCGCUCUACAAACUCCAGACCGAUGCCGCGACACACACAGAGCCCGUGCAGAACGGCAGGAGCAUCAAGCUCGUUGGUGAGCGUGAAUUUGAGGACGUCAUGCUUGACAUGCUGGCGCGUGUGCUGCCGAUGAAGAAGGGCGUGACGGUGGCCGACAGGAUCAUGAAGUUCGUUGGAGGGUAUGUCAGAUUUAUUAACGAGAAGGCUGUUGAAGAACGCAAGAGGAAGGAGAUGGACGAGGACGAGGACACCACCGCGUCCAGGUUCGUCACCCGCGUGCUCAAGUUCCUCCUGAAGGGAUGUGUUGCGAAAGAUAAAGUUGUACGUUUCCGAGUCGUACAGUGCAUCGCGGACAUGAUUCUGCACCUUGGAGAAAUAGAUGAAGACCUCUACCUUUCUAUGCGCACCAGCCUCCUAGAGCGCAUACGGGAUAAGGAGCCUCCAAUACGAGCACAGACGGUGCUCGCGCUCUCUAAACUCGCCCCGUCCGAGAACAUCGCCGAGUUGGAGGAGGACGAAACUAGCAUCCAGGAAUUGCUUCUCGACACACUGACAUAUGACACCUCGGCUGACGUCCGGCGCGCCGCCCUGGUGAACCUGCAGCUGAACGAGGAGACGCUCCCACACAUCCUCGCGCGCACACGCGACGUCGACACAACCCUGCGGCGGCUCGUCUACUCCACUGUGCUCGAGCAGCAAUGUCUGCCCGACACCGAUGCAGGCAUUGGCAUCGCACACCCCCGCGCUCUCUCCAUCGCACAGCGCGAGUUGAUCGUCCGCAAUGGGCUGGGGGACCGCGAAGAGACCGUCAAGGCCGCGGCAGCGAAGCUUGUCGGUACGUGGGUCGAUGUCGUCCGCGAGAGCGCGGCCAAAAGCGAGGCCGGCGAAGACGACGGGAUCCAAGCGGACCUCGUAGCGUUCUUGAAACUGUUCGAUCUCAUGGAAGGCAUGCAGAUUGCCGAGGACGCAAUCUCACGUGUAUUCGAAGCCAGAGUCGAUAUUUUUGACAACGUACAGUUUAGCGACAAUUACUGGACCUCUCUAACGCCAGAGAAGGCAUUCCUAGCGCGCGUGUUUGUCGACCACUGCAUUGUCACGAAGGAUGACAACAGGCUGGAGUCUGUGCUUCCAGUCGUGACCGCGUUGGCCUUCCGAAUCCAAUCAGCAUACAACGAGCUGCUGGAAUACAUCCAAGAAGAGGAGGAAGAGCAGCUCCUGCGCGCAGGCAUGGACGACGAUGACGACGCGCAUGAGAAAAGAGAGGAGCAGCGGAUGGACCGGGAGUUUGUCAUUGCCGAAAUGCUCAAGACCGCUGUGAACCUCGAUUAUGCAGAUGAGAUCGGGCGGAGGAAGAUGUUCCAGCUCGUCCGCGACAUGAUCUCCCAGGACGCGUUACCGGAAGGUCUGGUUGCACGGUGUCUCGACGUAUUGAGGACCCUCUCACCGAAUGAGCGCGAUCUCAUUCGCGUAGUGGUAGAAGUAGUUCAUGAACUUAGAGAUCCCACAGACCCGGAUGACGAGCCUAGAGAGAUCAACGAUGGUGAAACCGACUUCGGUGCUACUCCUGCGACCGUCAAGACUGUCCGCGCGCUGCCCAAGCCCAACGCGGAGAUGUCACCGGAGGAGAGGGCAAGAGCGGACAUCGUCGACCUGCGAUGUCUGUCUCUGUGCAUCGGCAUGUUAGAGCGGGUGAACGGAACUUUCGAAGAGAACUCGACGUUAGAGGGAAUACUCGGAGAACUGAUCGUCCCUGCCGUCAAACGUAAAGAGUUGAUUAUGAGAGAGAAGGGCCUCGUCAGCCUUGGCCUGUGUUGUCUGAUUGCACGACGCAUGGCGUUGAACUCGUUCCAGCUCUUCCUCGGUCAAGUCCAAUCCGCGCCACCAGUGCUCAAGAUUCAUGUUCUUCAGAUCGUAUUUGACAUUCUCAUGGUGCACGAGAGCGACUUCCUCGCGCCCGGCAGCGCCAACGCAGAGCGCAUCGUCGAUUUCCUCCUGUAUCAGCUCGAAAAUGAGGAGUCAGACAAGGUGCAGGCCUUGCUUUGCAUGGGCAUUUCAAAGCUCAUGCUUUCUGGCAUGAUCGCGGAUGACCGAAUGCUCAGGAGUCUUAUGCUGAUCUAUAUCUCGCCCGAGACCUUGCCGAACCAAGAGCUUCGCCAGUGCUUGUCGUACUUCUUUCCCGUCUACUCAUAUUCGUCCCCUACGAAUCAACGUCGCAUGCAGAAGAUCUUUAUCCCUCUGUACGAGCAGCUGGUCAACGUAUACAGAGACUGGGACGGUGACGAGGAGAUGGUCAGCCCGGCACAAGUGGGGCUUAUGUUUGUGGACUGGACAGACCCACAGAAGGCCGCCGCUGUCGCUAAGGGUGUACAAGGUAUCUCUGCGGACGAAGCUAUUCAUGUCGAUUUUGCAAGCGAUAUCGUGAGGGCGUUAUUCAAUAAGGAGCUUGAGAAGGACGAUAUGAAAGGUCUGUGUCAAAUGCUGGGCAAGCUCCACAUACCCGAGGCUGUGGACGACGACAAGAUUCGCACUCUGAAGUUGCUCACGCACAACCUGCGCUCGCGCCGUCCACUCCGCGAUACGACCUCCCACAACGCCUUCAUAAAGUUCGACAACACGAUCUCGAAGAAGUUCGAGAAGCAGCUGGAGGACUUUAGCGAGGACGACUAUCGCCAGCUGGAGUACCUCAAGGAGCUCUUCGAAUUUCUGGAUGAGAUGAAGGCCGAGGAUGGUGACGAGGACGAGGACGUGAAGAUCCCGCAGAAGACUGCCAGAAAACGACGAUCUGAGAGCAUCGCGACAGGUUCAGCUGCCAGUGGCCUCGCGUCCGACGCAGAUGACGUCCCACCUUCUCAUGCCCGCAAAGCCAGUAGUAAGGGUAAAUUGAAGAGACGCCGCCUCUCCCUUUCCGAUGACGAGUCUGAUGAACAGACGGAAGCUACGCCACCUGCGCGCGUCAUGCCGAGGCGUUCUGUAGCGGAGAAAACCAGGAAGGCAGUGGCAGUCACCCUCACACCGAAGAAGGAAAUGGACAGCGAUUUUGAAGACGUGACACCUAUGCCUUCUCGGCAGCCGAAAAAGCGGACAAGUACAGCGGCAAGAAAGAGUGCUCCACGUGACCCGUCGCCCCCCAUUUCUAUACACGACACGACGGAAGACGAGGCUCCGAAGAGACGGAAGAGCGCACCUGCCAGGAAAAGUGUUCCCCGCCCCGCGUCGCCACCGAUAUCGAUACACGAUAGCAGCGACCCAGAAGGAGAUGAUGCACCUUCUGCGCAUGCCUCUUUCGCCACGAACUCGAGUGAUGAAGAGGAAGAGGAGGAAGUGGCGGAUAUCUUAUGA
This is a messenger RNA of Sparassis crispa, 3444 nucleotides long. Its product is annotated as Condensin complex subunit 3. Lineage: Eukaryota; Fungi; Basidiomycota; Agaricomycetes; Polyporales; Sparassidaceae. Gene Ontology annotation, cellular component: condensin complex; condensed chromosome. The record is from RefSeq and is a predicted model, not a curated record. Gene Ontology annotation, biological process: mitotic chromosome condensation. The transcript has 20 exons. Bases 1 to 3444 code for a protein of 1147 amino acids.